Molecule: messenger RNA, 354 nt
Organism: Trichoderma gamsii
Lineage: Eukaryota; Fungi; Ascomycota; Sordariomycetes; Hypocreales; Hypocreaceae
Exons: 1
Coding region: 1-354 (117 amino acids)
Source: RefSeq, a predicted model, not a curated record
AUGUACAUUCGCCAUUGGUACUCGGCGCGCUCGCCAAUUCGUCCUGCCAAGUCUCAUCAGGGUUCCAUCAACCGCCCAUGCAGCGCUGCAUGCAUACAACGUCCAAUUUCCACACAAGCAAAGACCAACAAUAGCCACCAAAAGUUCCAGCCUGCCGUGGUUUCCACCCUCACUGCACCUGCAUGCUGCAAGGACAGCAACAGGACUCGCCGUCGGGGAACCAACGCAGCUGUCCAGCCGCUCCUCCGGGAUACAACUUCGCCUACUUCCGAGACAGAAAAGGCGGGCGCCUACCUGCAGGGCACGGCCAAUGGCCAUCAGGGUUACAGUCUGGAGUGCAUAGAAUGGAGAUGA